Molecule: messenger RNA, 159 nt
Organism: Prunus armeniaca (apricot)
Lineage: Eukaryota; Viridiplantae; Streptophyta; Magnoliopsida; Rosales; Rosaceae
Source: the annotation of a GenBank genome assembly
AUGGGGCUGGUCCUUCGAUGGGGAGAUGUGAAGGAGCCGCAAUUUGGUCUUCUCCUAGUGGAGGGGAUCUUUACCCUUGCUGAGCCUAGACUGGGCUGGGGGUACUAUGGCGAGAGUGCACCCGCUCGUUCGGUUGGGCAUGCUCAACAUCAUGAGUAA